AUGAAAGCUACCACAACCGAAAAAAGCGGAUUCUCACCACAAACACCUGAAGAAUCACUGCGUUCCGAGCACGGCUCCCCUGUAGUCACUCCCCAAGCCGACGCCCCGCCUGAUGGGGGUUACGGAUGGGUUUGCGCUGUGGCUGCUGCAAUCGUCAACGCGCAUUCCUGGGGCUUCAACUCUGCAUACGCAGUCUUUUUGGCUUACUACCUCGGCCACGAUACAUUUCCCAACGCCUCGCGAUUAGAGUACGCCUUUGUCGGCUCGUUGAGUCUGACCACCAUGUUCCUGAUCUCUCCCAUCGCGACGAUUUGCACACAAAGAUUCGGGGUUCGAAACACAAUGUUUGCGGGCGUUAUCGCCGAGACGGCAAGUCUCAUCUGCGCGAGCUUUGCUUCCCAGAUAUGGCAUCUGUUCCUCACGCAAGGGAUCCUCUUUGGGAUAGGAAUGGGCAUGUUAUUCAUCCCCGUCGCGUCUGUUGUCCCUCAAUGGUUCACAACUAAGCGAUCGCUUGCUAGCGGUGUCUCUCUGUCUGGUGCUGGUCUCGGAGGCCUCGUCUAUUCCCUUGUCGCCGGAGCAAUGAUUCGAAAUAUUGGUCUUAGCUGGGCUUUCCGCGUACUCGGUCUUCUCGCUUUCAGUGUGAAUACGACUUGUGUGCUCCUAAUCAAAGAUCGGAACAAGCCGGUUAAGGUCAAAAAGGCGUCGAUGAAAUUCAGCUAUUUCAAGUUCUUUGACUUUGACCUUCUAAUCGGGUUCAGCUUCUUUACCAUCCUGGGCUAUUUCAUCCUAAUUUACAGCCUAGCCAAUUACGGCCAACAGAUCGGACUCACUUCGUCCCAGGCCUCGCUGGUCAGUGGUAUACUGAACCUCGGUCAGGCUGUCGGUCGCCCUCUUAUUGGAUAUUUCAGUGACAGUGUUGGACGCAUCAAUAUCGCUGGCACCACGACCUUUUUCGCCGGGGUUGUCUGUCUGGCUGUUUGGGUUAACGCGGAAAGUUACGGCCUUUUGAUGUUUUUCGCCAUCUUCGAGGGCCUCUUCGCGGGUAACAUCUGGGCAACAAUUGCACCCUUGGUGGCGGAGGUUCUUGGUCUAGAGGGCGUAUCUCAUGGUAUGAAUCUUGUCUGGCUAAGUAUUGUUGUUCCAUCAACCUUCUCCGAGCCAAUCGCCUUAAGCCUGACCAGUGCGACGGGGAAGUUCCUCAGUGAGCAGCUUUUUGCUGGCUUCAUGUAUAUUAUAGCAUCAUUCUUCUUGGCUGUCCUUUGGCUUCGUCAACGAUCACGUACCAAGCGGGUGGGUAAACAAGGGGGUCCCUGA
Molecule: messenger RNA, 1314 nt
Organism: Penicillium argentinense
Lineage: Eukaryota; Fungi; Ascomycota; Eurotiomycetes; Eurotiales; Aspergillaceae
Product: MCT family MFS transporter
Exons: 1
Coding region: 1-1314 (437 amino acids)
Biological process (GO): transmembrane transport
Molecular function (GO): transmembrane transporter activity
Source: RefSeq, a predicted model, not a curated record